Messenger RNA from Strongylus vulgaris, 528 nucleotides. The record is from the annotation of a GenBank genome assembly. NCBI's taxonomy places the organism in Eukaryota, Metazoa, Nematoda, Chromadorea, Rhabditida, Strongylidae.
AUGGGAUCACCCCGAGAUGAUGAAACGAAUUUGGUGCUGGUUCAUAUCGGAGCAGUAUACGUAUGGGAUGAGAAGACCGUUAAUGAGAGAGAAAGUAUUGACAUCAAAAGCGUCGCCGACAGUACCCAUAGUGCUUGCGCAUGGCAUGGCCAGAACGUAUUUGUUGGAAUGACAACAACUGAUCUUUUGACAGGUGUUGAUAAAAAGAUUGUUGGACAGUGUUCUCUGAGUGAUCUCGAGUCAAGCAGACAGUUGUUUACGUUUUCAUUGGAAGUAACAGCAGUUGACGCCAGCGAAAACUAUGUUGUUGCAGGAGGGAGCGACUUCACGGUGAAGAAGAUAAAUUUAAAAACCCAUGAGAAGUACGAUAGAAUUGACACAAACGGAGAGGUUCUUUGCGUGGCAAUCGACCCAAAUGAGGAGGCAUAUGCGGUGGCAUGCUGUGAUGGCAGUGUUAGCAUUUACAGCUUGGAGAACAACGAGAAGCUUUCUUCGCAUGAGCAUAUGUUUUCUGCUUUUGGUGACUUG